This is a messenger RNA of Mus caroli (Ryukyu mouse), 2088 nucleotides long. It is a transcript of the gene Dnaaf3, whose product is annotated as dynein axonemal assembly factor 3. Gene Ontology annotation, biological process: motile cilium assembly; axonemal dynein complex assembly. NCBI's taxonomy places the organism in Eukaryota, Metazoa, Chordata, Mammalia, Rodentia, Muridae. The record is from RefSeq and is a predicted model, not a curated record.
ACCACCUGCUCCCAUUGGGUGAUGACUCGGAGUGGGCGAAGCCUCUGGGAGACUGUUGUGGUGGCUUCCAGGAGCUCAGCACAGGACCCUACCUACGGAUAUUUUGAAGAAUAAAGAGCGAUGACCACACCUGCGGGCUCAGGCACCGGUUAUGGUACUGUGUCCUGGUGGGGUCUGUCCCCGGCGCUGGACCUACAGGCAGAAAGUCCUCCUGUAGACCCAGAUUCACAGUCGAAAACAGAGCGCAAGGUCCCAGAACUGGAUGCCCUGCUGUUAGGUUCUGUGGAUGGUAGACACGUGCUAAGGACGCUGGCCAGGGCAGCGCUCUGGCCUCUCAGGAGUUUCAAUUUUUAUGUGCUGGAGAAUAAUCUGGAAGCGGUGGCCCGACACAUGCUGAUCUUCAGUCUAGCCCUAGAGGAACCUGAGAAGAUGGGGCUCCAAGAGCGGAGUGAGACCUUCCUGGAGCUGUGGGGGAACGCGCUGCUGCGACCCUCGGUAGCUGCCUUCCUGCGUGCUCAGGCUAGCCACCUGGCUAAUCUGGUCCUGGAGCCUGAUCGCCUGGAGGAGCAGCUACCCUGGCUUAGCCUUCGGCUGCUCAAGUUCCGCGAGCGGGAUGCCCUGGAGGCCGUGUUCCGUUUCUGGUCUGGUGGGGAGAAGGGACCCGAAGUCUUUCCCAUGAGUCGCCUUUGGGACUCGAGGUUGCGCCACUACCUGGGUUCCCGUUAUGAUGCCCGGCGUGGUGUUGCCGACUGGGACCUACGCAUGAAGCUGCAUGAUCGAGGGGCCCAAGUUAUCCAUAUCCAGGAAUUCCGACGCUGGCGGGACACAGGUGUUGCCUUUGAACUCAGAGACUUGAGUGCUUACCAGGUGCCCAACAGGACUCUGGCGUCGGGUCGCCUCCUGAGCCACCGUGGGGAACGCGUGGCUGCACGCGGAUACUGGGGGGACAUCGCCACGGGGCCCUUUAUGGCUUUUGGCAUCGAGGCGGACGACCAAAGCCUCUUACGGACGAGCAACGGACAACCAGUCAAGACUGCGAGCGAGAUCACGCAGCACAAUGUCACAGAGCUGUUCCAAGAAGUAGCCGCCUGGAGGGGCCCGAGAGCCAUUCAGGGAAAUGUGGAGGAGACAGAGUCGCCCGAGCCAGAUGUGCCUGCUCAAGAACCCUUCACUAUCCACUUUCUGCCUCUCGAUUCUUCGCAGACUCUCCACCACAAGACUUGCUACCAGGGCCGGUUCCAGCUCCUCUAUGUGUCCUGUGGGAUGGUCCAUCUUCUCAGCCCUGAGCUCGGGGCUUGCGUGGCCCCCGGAGGGAACCUGGUUGUGGAAUUAGCUCGGUUCUUGGUGGACCUGCGGCCCAAGGAGUUGAAGGCGUUCUCUGACCGCGUUGUGGAGAUAGCGCGGGUGGCUGGGUUCGCCCCUCACACUGCAACCAAACCCUCGGAGACUUUUGCGAGGUUCUACAAGUUAGGGGACUCCACUCCAGGUGGCGGAGACUCAGCUGUGGAAUCAUCUGGACCCGCGCCCCUCUCCCAGAAUCGAUAAGCCUGCCCUAGGUUGACCAGGCCCCCUCUCUAGAGGCGAUGAGCCCACCCCAGGCUGAGCUAGUCCUGCCUGUAGAAGCAAUCAGCCUUCCCCAAGGCGACCUGACCUCCCCUCCAGAAGUGAUAAGCCCACUCCAGGAAGCUAUGGCAACGUCCUCGGUGAAUGCACCUCCAAAACAUGUAACAUGAACCCCAGGGACCACGUAGCCCCCCUUUAACUGCUGAAGCAGGCCCAGGGAUUGACAUCACCAGCUCAGCCCACCGCUGCAUGCUGUUUUACUCUGCAUUCCUUCUCAACCCGGUUCAGUGAUAUGACUAGAAUUUCAAAUUCCUUUCCUGGAACUCUCAGUUGUACUAUUUGGGGGGCGGGGUGGGGGAUGGGUCCUAGACUGUUAUCUGAGACUUAUCCUGACAAGGAUCGAAGGCUGAAGGGACAACCCUGGGCUCCAGCUCCUCUCGUUUGUCUUGGGCCUUUCUUGGCAUGCUGCUUUUGGGAAGGACAAGGGCAUAGCCUUCCUUGAAUGUGAUUCAAAUAAAAAGCGCA